Messenger RNA from Phyllotreta striolata, 1338 nucleotides. The record is from the annotation of a GenBank genome assembly. Lineage: Eukaryota; Metazoa; Arthropoda; Insecta; Coleoptera; Chrysomelidae.
AUGAUGUCACCCACAACAAAAGAGUCAACAGUACUGGUGAAUGGUACCGGCGAGGGGACGCCGACGUUCGUACUGACACCGGAAAAAGUUUCGCAGGGCUCCGAGCAGAACAACAAAAGCCAAUGUUCGUCGUUAUCCGAUGUCGAGAACUUCGAAUGGUCCACAGAAACCCUAGAAGUCGAUCCCGAUGCAGCUAUUAACGGAAACAACGCGGGAAAUGAUCCUAGGUCUACGAACGGUAUAAACAGAAAUACGUGGUUACGAACGAGUUUGAGAAGAUCGUCUCCAAGCAAUCAAGAAACCCUUUCGAAUAGGAGAUGGGGCUCGUUUCGACACAAUGGACGUCGUCAACAAUUAGGUUCAAACGCUUUGGCCAGUCAAUUAUAUCGCAGUUCCAGUUUCAAUUCGUCGGGACGAAGUAGCACGUGCGAUACCACCGAUGAUAUGUACUCUGAUGCAUCUUUGGAGGAGGAUGUUCAGGAUCUACGCCAAAAAUUUCAAGUUCUCCAGCAACAACUGGGCUCCCUUCAAGACACCGCCAAUCAAAACGACGAAAGAUACACGAGAGCCAAGUCCGAUAAUGCCGCCCUCCAAGCCAGAAUAAUAAUGCUAGAGGAACAAAUAAGGGAAACCGAAUUUAGAUGCGAAGAAAAAAUACAAGACGAGCAAAGAAGGACCAAGGAAUUGGUGUCGAGGUUGGAAAGAGAAAAGCAAUUAUUACUAGAAAACGUGAACAUAAGACUGCAAGGAUCGGAAACGGAAUGCGCGAAUUUAAAGGAGGAAACCGUCCGACAACGAGUCCAAAUCGAAAAAUUGGACAACCAACGGCAGAACCUCCAGGACCAGAACCAGGAGCUCUCCGCCCUCUUGUCUUCGGCCAAAGACGAAAUGAAAGUGAUGAAAGACCAACAAAUUCGGUUAAAGCGAGAUUACGAGGCUCAAGUGCAAUUAUCCGAAGACUUGUCCAAAGAAAUCGAAAGGCUCCGAUUGGAAGCCCGAACGCCCGCCUUGCCCACCACAUCCCCCGAAGCUUUGCGAUUGGAAGAACUUCACGAGGAAAUGACGAAUUUAAGGACGGAAAAUUCUCGGUUGAAGGACGUCAACGAAGAACUGCAAGCGAGCCUUGUUCACGCCGGCCUAGAAACCGGCAGGAUACUGUCGAUAGGUGAAAAUAGUUUAGCUGCCGAGUUGGAUGUUAUGUCCCAAGAUGAGGUACAUCAAGCAUUAAAAGAACAGCAAGAGGUGAAUAGGCAACUUAGAACUUACAUUGAAGGAAUUCUUCUGAAUAUCGUGGAGAACCACCCGCAACUGCUCGAAGUCAAACAAAGGCAAAUGUAA